AUGGCGUCAAAAGGUGGACGAAAGGGUAAAGGCCCCGAGCUCGUGUUCGACGACAAGGCACGCGCCGAGUACCUGACCGGAUUCCGAAAACGUAAGCAGGAACGAAAGCAGGCUGGUCGAGACUACCUCGCAAAGAAGGCCAAAGAGGAGCAGCUCGUUGCGCGCAAAGAGCUUCGCGAUGCUCGCAAGGAAAAGGCAGCAGAAAACGUUCGAGAGCAGAGAAAGGCGUUCGGUCUCGAAGCCGAGGGCGAGUCCGAUCUCGACGCAGCUGCCGAUUCGGACGACGACCAACAGCUCGAUGGCGAGGAUGCCGUCCCGCAGAUCCAAGAGGAAGAGUACGACUCGGACGAGCAUCAUACCCACGUCGUCGUCGAGUCGUUCGAUCCGGAGCAGGAGGCGUUCGAAAAGGCCACCGCCGUUGCAUCGUCGUCGGCACCCAGGAAACCAAAACCAAAUGGUGCGUCUCCCACUGCACCUUCCAGUGUAGAGGCUCUUCCACCUUCCUCCCGCCGCGUCAACAAAGCUAAGGCCAAUGCGAGUCUCUCUCCCAACCCUCCUCUCUCGCAUCCUGGCGAUACCGCGAUCAACCUGCUGACACCAUCUUCACCUCCCUCCGCUCCUCCUAUUCCAUCUACAACAGGCCAAGCAGAAGAAACGAGUGAUCCACACAAGGAAGAAAAUGUCUCGCACAAAAGACUCCACAUCUCGGGGCUCACAGCCUCGUUCUCGAAAGAGGACCUAGAGCGUCGUUUCUCGACUUUCGGUACCGUCGUCGCCCUCGACGGUCUCGGCAAACGCGAUGCGCUGGGGCAGUUCCGACCGUACGCAUACUUGACCCUGCAAGCACCACCACAGCAGAUACAGCGCUGCAUGAACCUCCUGUCCGGAUCUGUGUGGAAGGGCGCAACGCUCCGCAUUGGUGAAGCCAAACCCGACUUUCAACAACGCAUCCAGCUCGAAAACGACAAGCGCAAACGACAAGAAGAGGAGGAAGUCAACAAGCCAAAGAAGCCCAAACGUCUGCCACCAGGUAUGGCCUUCGAAAGCCCGCACAUGGAUCUAGUCGACCAAGAUCUCGUCGAGAACGGCUUGGCCUGGGGAUGGAGACGUACACCUGCAGGUCACCUUGUUCGUCCAUUGCGCAUGCGACCCACCCAUCCACUACCAAAACCAUCUCGUGCUUCCACUUUGACACGAGCAAAUCAGAUCGAGAACGAAAAGGACGAGGAGGGAGACCAACCCGGUUCCUCCGGCAGACGCGCACGCGUCAACCCUCGUCCCCCUACCAAAGCACAUCGGAUCACCAUCGAUCCCACUCGCUAUGGCGCAGUCCAUCUGUCUGGCUCACUGCUCGAGUCGCUUGCCGCAGAGACGGGAUCGUCCACCGACGCCUUUGAUGCUUCAUCGCUCGGGCCAGGUGAAUGGCGCUGUGAGGAGAUCGACGAUGGUGAUGAUGCUCUCGCAAGCGACGAGAAGGAUCACCGUCUCGUGCGCUGGCAGUACAUCGCAAAGGACGGCAAGGUGUUGCACGAGGAGUUUACCAAGAUUCCAGUCCGCGUUGUGUCGAGAAAGUCGACUGUUCCGGAUGCGCUCGACGAUGGUGUCACAGACGACGUCAUGGCACACCUCGACUUUGACCAAUUCUCAAACGCAGGCAGCGACGACGAUCUCUUUUCCGGCUUCACCUCGUCCAUCGUCCCGACUCAAAAGCAAUCCGAGCCGCGAGAACACGCUCGAUCCUCUGCAAGCAAUGCCAACACCGUGGUCGACUCGACAGACAUCGACGACCUCUUCUCUUCUUUCCCAGCCUCUGGUACCGCAAACACCAACGUCGACGAUCUGUUCUCGGAUUUCCCUUCCAUCCCCACAUCGGCACCUGAAGCAAACCGCACAAAGGUGGACAAGGUCGUCGUUGCCACGCCCACAUCAAUCAAGAAGACCAAAGGGUCGUUCGUACCCGGCCUGGAUCCAGAAGAGGAUGAUCCUGCCAACUUCUCGGACGGCUACGACGAGGUUGCAGCAGCAGGUCCCGUGCCGGCCAUCAAGCAGGCAGGGGAUGCGGAAGAGGAGCGCAAAAAGACGCUUGCGCUGUUGGGCGAGAUGUUUGGGUCCGGAUCAGACGACGAAGCAUCGACUGAGAAUGUGGUAGAGGAUAAAGAGGUGCCACUGGAGGACAAAGUCGAGUUGGAGGUCACCUCCGACUCUGAGACAGAGUCUAGCUCAGAUUCGAACAACGAACCCGAGGUUGAUAAGGAACUCUCCUCGUCUGAGUCGAGUUCCAGCUCAACCAGCGAGGCGGAUGACGAGGAAAUGCCUGUCGAACAAGAAGAAGAAGAAGUGCCCGAAGCAGUCCAGGUGGUGGGUGAGGCAGCAGAAGAGCAAGACGUGCCUAUGGCCGAUGAGCCCGAAGCGGUCGUCGAAGCAGCAGCUGUAGCCGCCGCUCCUCUGGAUGCCAAAUCUCGCCGAGCAGCGUUCCUCUCUUCACUUUCCGAGUCAAGCCCGCAGACGGGCAGCUUCGUUCCCAUCGCUCGUUUCGACCCUGGCACGCGCCUCGCUGCAGCUGCCGUCGACAUCGAUGCUUCCGCAGCUGAGGCUUCGCAACCCGCGCCGACCGCAGCAGCUGUCCCCGAGCAAACGCCAACCACUGUGCAAGCAAGCAAGGACGGCGAUGCCGGGACCAAAGUCUCGAUGUCGACGUUGAAGGAGAUGUUCAGGCCGCAAGAUCGACCUUCGACAUCUGCCGUCACUGCCGGCUUCAGCUUGGGUCUGGGUGCUGAUGGCACCUCGGGCGACACUGGCGGCGGGUUCUCGCUGAUGGAUUCUCUCGGUCUAGAGUUUGAACUCGAAGAGGAGCAAGAUGAACCAGAACCACAGGUCGAUUCCUUCCCCGGAGCUUCUCCCUGGUCUCAUACUGGCUCCUCGCGAUUCCCACCCGCACCUACUACUGUGACGGCCGAGCAGCAAGAGCAACCCAAGCGACUCGGGCCCUUCUUCCCUUCUUCCUCCAACAGCGCCUCGUGGAACGGCGCAGAUAGCCAAGGAUCCGUCCAGCGCUGGCUCAAGCCCAGAUCGCAAGAGGAGAGAGAAGCUGACUGGGCCAAGUACAAGGAGUCCCUGACGCAGGUGAUCAAGAAGCGCCACAGAGAGGCCGCGAGGAAGCACAAGCGCAACUUCAAGAGCAUGUCGCAGCCGCAGCAGAAUACGACGGGUGUUGCAGCCGCAAGCACGGGUAGAGGUUGA
Messenger RNA from Pseudozyma hubeiensis SY62, 3240 nucleotides. RefSeq lists its product as hypothetical. The transcript has a single exon. NCBI's taxonomy places the organism in Eukaryota, Fungi, Basidiomycota, Ustilaginomycetes, Ustilaginales, Ustilaginaceae. Gene Ontology annotation, cellular component: nucleolus. The record is from RefSeq and is a predicted model, not a curated record. Gene Ontology annotation, molecular function: RNA binding. Bases 1 to 3240 code for a protein of 1079 amino acids.